Lacerta agilis (Sand lizard) is the source of this 4224-nucleotide messenger RNA. Its product is annotated as E3 ubiquitin-protein ligase UBR3. The coding region runs from base 121 to 4191 and encodes 1356 amino acids. The transcript is spliced from 30 exons. NCBI's taxonomy places the organism in Eukaryota, Metazoa, Chordata, Lepidosauria, Squamata, Lacertidae. Gene Ontology annotation, molecular function: ubiquitin protein ligase activity; zinc ion binding. Gene Ontology annotation, biological process: protein ubiquitination; ubiquitin-dependent protein catabolic process via the N-end rule pathway. Gene Ontology annotation, cellular component: cytoplasm; ubiquitin ligase complex. The record is from RefSeq and is a predicted model, not a curated record.
GAGCCUUGGGACAGCUUCGUGCAGGCGGUGCGGGCCUACGACCCGGCCACGCUGUGCGGCCUGGUGUGGACGGCCAACUUCGUGGCCUACCGGUGCCGGACGUGCGGCAUCUCGCCCUGCAUGAGCCUGUGCGCCGAGUGCUUCCACCAAGGCGAGCACGCCGGACACGACUACAACAUGUUCCGGAGCCAGGCCGGCGGAGCCUGCGACUGCGGGGACGGCAACGUCAUGCGGGAGGCCGGGUUUUGCAAAAGGCAUCGGAUAAAAUCAAGCUCAGAAGUUCCGUCUGUUCCAAAAGAUCUGUUGAUAAUGUCAGAACUAGUUCUUCCACAAUUCAUCUUCUGUCUUAUUCAGUACUUACGGGAAGGCUAUGACGAACCAGUUCUAGAUGUUCCAUCAGAAAAAGACCUUCACAAAGUCCUUCAGAUAUUGGAAUCCCACAUUUCAUUUCUGGAAGAUCUGACAAAAAUGGGAGGAGCGAUGCGUUCAGUCCUUACUCAGGUUUUGACAAAUCAGCAGUUCUAUAAAGAUCUUAGCUCUGGUGGUGCAGAAAAUGCAUGUGCGAAGAAAAGCCACGAGAAAUAUCUUGUAGCUCUGAAGGGUUCCGGACUCACAUUUCCCGAAGACAAGGCUGCAUGUGGAGUGCAGGAGCAAGCAGCUGGGGGAGCAAGCUCUUCAGUAGUUCAAGGUUUUGCAGAUGCUACGCCAGCUUCAGGGCAAGGUGACUCUUCAGAUGAGGAGGACCAGGAUGGUGGCCAAGGUGUGGGAAAACGCAAGAGGGUAAAACUAAGCAGCAGCACCAAAGAUCAAUCCAUUAUGGAUGUUUUAAAGCAUAAAUGUUUUCUAGAAGAAUUAUUAUUUUGGACAAUAAAAUAUGAAUUCCCCCAGAAGAUGGUAACUUUCUUACUCAACAUGCUUCCAGAUCAGGAUUAUAAGAUUGCUUUUACUAAAACUUUUGUGCAGCAUUAUGCUUUUAUUAUGAAAACCCUGAAGAAAAGCCAUGAAUCGGAUACCAUGUCUAACAGAAUAGUACAUAUUAGUGUCCAGUUGUUCAGCAAUGAGGAACUGGCACGUCAAGUGACAGAGGAAUGUCAGCUGCUUGAUAUUAUGGUUACUGUCCUACUGUACAUGAUGGAGAGUUGCCUUAUUAAAAGUGAGCUGCAAGAUGAGGAAAACAGUUUGCAUGUAGUAGUGAACUGUGGGGAAGCUCUACUCAAGAACAACACCUACUGGCCACUUGUCAGCGACUUUAUAAAUAUCCUUUCACACCAGAGCGUGGCUAAGAAAUUCUUGGAAGAUCACAGGCUAUUAGUAACAUGGAUGAACUUUGUAUCGUUUUUCCAAGGAAUGAAUUUAAACAAGAGAGAACUUAAUGAGCAUGUUGAGUUUGAAUCUCAGACCUACUACGCUGCUUUUGCCGCUGAGCUUGAGGCCUGUGCCCAGCCAAUGUGGGGGCUACUAUCACACUGCAAAGUCAGGGAGACACAGGAAUACACACGAAACGUUGUUAGAUACUGCCUAGAAGCACUUCAGGAUUGGUUUGAUGCUAUCAACUUUGUGGAUGAGCCUACUCCUAAUCAGGUUACUUUUCAUCUGCCGCUGCAUCGUUAUUAUGCUAUGUUUCUAAGUAAGGCUGUUAAACGCCAAGAAUUAGAUCUCGAUUCCCUCCUUCCAGACCAGGAGAUGUUGAUGAAGCUCAUGGUUCACCCACUUCAGAUUCAGGCAAGCCUCUCUGAAAUCCAUAGUAAUAUGUGGGUAAGGAAUGGCCUGCAGAUUAAAGGACAAGCCAUGACUUAUGUGCAGUCCCACUUCUGCAAUUCCAUGAUUGAUCCUGACAUUUAUCUGUUACAGGUCUGCGCUUCAAGACUUGACCCAGAUUAUUUCAUUUCCUCAGUUUUUGAAAGGUUCAAGGUGGUUGACCUCUUAACAAUGGCUUCCCAACACCAGAAUACAGUGCUAGAUUCAGAGCAUGAGAGAUCGAUGCUAGAAGGCGCCUUAACAUUUCUUGUCAUUCUUUUAAGUCUCCGUUUACACUUGGGAAUGACUGAUGAUGAGAUUCUUCGGGCAGAGAUGGUAGCUCAGCUCUGCAUGAAUGACAGGACUCAUAGUUCUCUACUGGACCUCAUUCCAGAAAACCCAAAUCCAAAAAGUGGCAUUAUUCCUGGAAGUUUAAGCUUUGAAUCAAUGCUGUCAGCUGUAGCUGAUUUUAAGGCUCCUGUGUUUGAACCUGGGGGCUCUAUGCAGCAGGGAAUGUAUACACCUAAAGCUGAAGUCUGGGAUAAGGAGUUUGACCCGGUCAUGGUAAUUCUCCGAACUGUUUACCGUAGAGAUGUGCAAUCUGCGAUGGACAGAUAUACAGCAUUCUUAAAACAAAGUGGGAAAGUGCAUGGAAACCCCUGGCCUCCUUACAAGAAACGAACACAUUUACACCCAAGCUACAAAGGACUCAUGAGGCUCUUGCACUGCAAAACUUUACACAUUGUGUUAUUCACUCUGCUCUACAAGAUAUUAAUGGAUCAUCAAAAUCUGUCAGAACAUGUCCUUUGCAUGGUUUUAUAUUUGAUUGAGUUGGGACUAGAGAACUCAUCCGAGCAGGAAUCUGAGGAAGAAGAUUCCAUGGGAGGACAAGAGCGCUGCCACGAUAGUUGGUUCCCAGGGAAUAACUUGGUGUCUAACAUGCGCCACUUCAUUAAUUACGUGCGCGUCAGAGUCCCAGAGACGGCGCCAGAGGUGAAAAGAGAACCACCUGCAAGUACGAGCGCCGAUGGCUCAGCGGCUUCUCAGAAUUCAGGAACAGCACAAGUGUUCAGUCUGGUUGCAGAGCGCAGAAAGAAGUUUCAGGAAAUCAUCAAUCGGAAUACUACUGAGGCCAAUCAGGCUGUUCGACCCAAGACUUCAAUGAAAUGGUCUGCUCCAGGUGCAACUCCCCAGCUGACAACAGCUAUCUUGGAAAUCAAAGAGAGCAUAUUGUCUUUGCUAGUGAAGCUUCACCAUAAACUGUCAGGGAAGCAGAACUCUUAUUACCCACCCUGGCUGGAUGACAUGGAAACGUUAAUUCAGUGCGAAAACCCUAAGUACUUACAUGGGGAUGGAAUGACUGCAGUGGAAAGGAUUUUAUUGAAAGCUGCACUUCAAAGCAGAUUGAACAAACGUAUCAUUGAAGAAAUAUGUAGAAAAGUGACUCCACCUGUACCACCAAAAAAGAUUAGUCCAGCAGAGAAGAAAAUUUUGGACAAAGAAGAAAGGCGACAGAAGGCCAGGGAGAGGCAACAAAAGUUGUUGGCUGAAUUUGCAUCAAGGCAGAAAAGCUUUAUGGAAACCGCCAUGGAUGUUGAGUCACCAGAUGCAGAAAUUGCUAUGGAGAUAGCAACAGCAGAACAGCAUGUCCCCGAAGCUGUGUAUGAUUGUGUUAUUUGUGGACAGAGCGGCCCUUCCACUGAGGAGCGACCGGCUGGAUUAGUUGUGCUCUUACAGGCCUCUUCAGUUUUGGGGCAAUGCCGCAAUACUACUGAGCCCAAGAAGCUGCCAACCUCUGAAAAGGAGCAGAUUUAUCCUUGGGAUACUUGUGCGGCAGUGUACGAAGCCCGCCUCGCCACUUUACAGCACUUCUUUAAAGAUAGUUCCUGUCUGCAAUCGGUAUCAAUUGGCUGGGAAGGAGGCGUGUAUGUACAAACCUGUGGCCACACGUUACACAUAGAUUGCCAUAAAUCCUACAUGGAAUCAUUGCGGAACGACCAGGUUCUCCAGGGCUUUUCAGUGGACAAAGGAGAAUUUACUUGUCCUCUGUGCAGGCAGUUUGCUAACAGCGUUCUUCCAUGUUAUCCUGGCAACAGUGUGGAGAGGAGCCUUUGGCAAUGUCACAGUAACAAGAAUAUGCAAGAUCUCAUAAAGGAGGUGGAAGAUCUUCAAGAGCAGCUGGGAACUUUCCCAGUAAGCAUCAGUUCAGAAACCAAUUUAAGUAAAGAAAUGGAGUCUGUGAUGAAGGAUAUCAAAAGUACUACCCAGAAGAAAUAUACUGACUAUAGCAAGACUCCUGGAUCACCAGACAAUGACUUUCUUUUCAUGUAUUCUGUAGCCAGGACCAACUUGGAACUUGAACUGGUUCACCGGGGAGGCAAUCUGUGUCUAGGAGGUGCAAGCACUGCUGGGAAGAGAUCGUGUUUACGUAUGUAUAAAGUUGUCUCAAUGUAAUUCAGAUUGAUUUAAAUAUUUAUUUUUUAUUUA